ACCAAAAAGCUCUGCAUUUCAAUCACGAUUACAAAUCUCUACGCUCAUCCCUUCCAUAUCCUCCAUUAGCGGCGCAUCUCAGCUUUGGUUCAGUCACACUGAAGCUCCGUCACACCCCUUCCAAUGGAUCUUCUCCGUCACGCUCUCUUCCGUUCCUCCUCCUCCUCCGCCGCCGCCUCUAUUGCCAUUGUUUGAUCGUUCCUCUGAGUUUUCGUCUUCUUCUGUCGCUGCCGCCACCGCUUGCGUUGCACGAUCUCUCUCUAUCAUCCCUUGCGUCGCACGAGCCCCCUCCUUGCUGUUGCUUAGGUUUUCUAUCACAUGCUGGUAUCUCGAAACAGAUGAGUGAGGAGCAGAUACUCCGGGAUGAUAUCAAGUUUGGUGGAAAAGCCCAAACAGCUUUUCAUGAAAGAUAUCAGGAUGCUGUCCAAGUAUAAUGUCACUACCACGUUAAGGUCUCAGGACAAACCUCUGGCUGCAUGGUUAUUUACACAGGUUGUAGAGGUAGUGCAAGCUGUAAGAUGACCAAUGCUAGGGGGGAAGUUAAAUACCCAAUCAAGGGAAUCAAUAUAUUGAAGGCUCAUGGAAAAAGUGCUAGAGACGGCUUUCUGAUGAAUGGUUUUCCUCUAAAUACUGGCCGUGCAGCUCAAGGAAUGCCUCUUAAGGUUGCCCCUGCAAAAAUUGCAUGUCUUGAUUUUAAUCUUCAAAAGACUAAAAUGCAAUUGGGUGUUCAAGUAUUAGUUACUGAUCCCAGAGAGCUUGAGAAAAUUUGUCAAAGGCUGGCAGGCUACUAAGUCAUGGCAAUGGUAUCACCAUGCCCCAAGGAGUAGCAAUGGCUUACAGAUUAACUGCCAACCUACAAGAAAUCAAGAUCAAUGAGGGAAUGCUAUGCGAUCAUAGCUGUUGAGCCAAUCAAGAUCAAGAUUCAUUUGAAUUUGAGAUUGCUAUGUUGUGUGCUGGGAUCUCCUGGAAUUGAAGAUAGCGACAAGUCUGAGGCGCAUUUGACUUCAGCUGCUGCUUCUGUGGAGGGUUAAAUUCAGGCGCAUUUAGCUGUCUAGUAUGAAUAUAAGAUUUGUGUUUAUUUUUUAUAAGUUAAUGUGCUACUGGUUCUAAUAUGAAUAUAAGAUUUGUGUUUAUUUUGAGUUACAUGACUUGGUUGCAAUACCGGAUUUGGUAAACAAAGCAGAUGUGGAAAGUAUGGAAAGAAAUGGUUAUGAAAACCCUUCACUUCCUACUGUACCAGAGACACAUUAUGUUGAGACAGCUAGUCAUAGCAUUGGUAGUCCUCGUCGAACUUUGUCAUUGGUUGCCACCACUAGUUCCUCAAAGCUUGGAAGAGAGAGUUUCAUAGAUCUUAAUCUCCCUGCCCCAGCCGAACAAGAUGAUGCGAACCAAUUCGAGAAUUCCGCGAUUUCUGAUGCAGAGUUUGUGAAUUCGGCGAAGGCUCUUGACACCUUCAACACUGCAGUAGUUUCUCCUAUAUACUGUGUCAUGUUCACAACACUUACCAUCCUAGCUAGUGUGAUAAUGUUCAAGUUGAGAAAUGAAGUUAAUAAACUGGAGGAGAGGCUUGGAGUUACUGAUGAUCAUCUCAAACAAAAGAAUAUGAAAAUCAAGAAACUGGCAAAUGAAAAGAAAUGUGCAUUGGCUACACAAUAUGCGGCAGAAGCAACUCUUAGAAGGGUACAUGCAAAUCAAAAGGAUGAUGAUAUUCUCCCAAUUGACAGCAUCAUUACUCCAUUUGAAGCUGAGAUUAAAAUAUACAAGAAUGAGUUACAAAUAAUGUAACUCCCAGCAAGGAUGCAUUUGUCAAAUAAUUAAUUAAUUUAAUGUAACUUCUUCUUCCUCUUUAUAUGAUGCUAUAAGAACAAUACACUGAGUAUAUGUUUUGAAUUAUAGUUGAUGUAUCAACACAUUUUGUUGAUGUAUAGUUAUUUAUUAUUAUAGUUGAUGUAUC
Arachis ipaensis is the source of this 1954-nucleotide messenger RNA. RefSeq lists its product as uncharacterized. NCBI's taxonomy places the organism in Eukaryota, Viridiplantae, Streptophyta, Magnoliopsida, Fabales, Fabaceae. Gene Ontology annotation, biological process: cytoskeleton organization; magnesium ion transport. Gene Ontology annotation, cellular component: membrane. The record is from RefSeq and is a predicted model, not a curated record. Gene Ontology annotation, molecular function: microtubule binding; magnesium ion transmembrane transporter activity.